CCCCCCCCUGCCCAUCUCUUACUUGCGUUUUGGGGCCAGCGUCGGUGUGGAGUGGGUGCUGUUGUGUUUCUCAGGGAGCCGCUGUAGCUCGCAUUUGUGACUGUGUGACUGUGUGAUUGUGUAAUUGUGUGAUUUGUGUGUGUGUGUGUUCGUGUGUGUCCGCGCGCGCGUGCGCGUGCAUUACCCCUAGUCCCCCGGCGCGGCCGGGAUGCUCUGCUCCUGCUGCUGGUGCUCAUCAUGGAGACCAAACGAGUCGAGAUUCCCAGCAGCGUACUGGACGAUCUCUGCAGCCGAUUUAUUUUGCAUAUUCCCAGUGAGGAAAGAGACAACGCUAUCCGAGUGUGCUUUCAGAUUGAACUUGCCCAUUGGUUUUACUUGGAUUUCUACAUGCAGAACACACCAGGAUUACCUCAGUGUGGGAUAAGAGACUUUGCUAAAGCUGUUUUCAGUCAUUGUCCUUUUUUACUGCCUCAAGGUGAAGAUGUGCAGAAAGUUUUAGAUGAAUGGAAAGAAUAUAAAAUGGGAGUACCGACAUAUGGUGCAAUUAUUCUUGAUGAAACACUUGAAAAUGUAUUAUUGGUUCAGGGUUAUCUAGCAAAAUCAGGCUGGGGAUUUCCAAAGGGAAAAGUAAAUAAAGAAGAGGCUCCACAUGACUGUGCUGCAAGAGAGGUCUUUGAAGAAACUGGUUUUGAUAUCAGAGAUUACAUUUGCAAGGAUGAUUACAUUGAACUGAGAAUCAAUGACCAACUAGCUCGUUUGUACAUCAUCCCAGGAAUUCCAAAGGAUACAAAAUUCAAUCCAAAAACCAGAAGAGAGAUUCGGAAUAUUGAUUGGUUCUCAAUUGAGAAAUUACCCUGUCAUAGAAAUGACAUGACCCCAAAGUCAAAACUUGGUUUGGCACCUAACAAAUUCUUCAUGGCCAUUCCGUUUAUCAAACCACUAAGGGACUGGAUUUCUCGAAGGUUUGGGGAUUCUUCAGACAGUGAUAAUGGGUUUUCAUCAGCUAGUGGGACACCAGCUAAACCUAAUGUGGAGAAAAUGAGUAGAUCUAAAUUUCGCUACAACCAGCAGUUGUUUCCAGAUAGUUCUCCAGGUGACCAGUGGGUGAAGCAUAGGCAAUCACAGCAACAGAAGCCAUUUAAUAAUCAUUCUGACAUAUCUGAUCUUUUGAAAACAAAGCAGAAUCAGAAUAUGAGAGGAAAUGGCAGAAAACAGUAUCAAGACUCCCCUAACCAAAAGAAGAGAACAAAUGUAGUUCACAGUCAGCAGCCUAAGCAGCAGAACCACACAUUGAAAUGUGAAAAAAAACUUCAUAUAAGGAAACUACAGGAUAAUUUUGAAACAGAUGCAGUAUAUGACUUUUCUUGCUCCAGUGAAGAUCAGCUACUAGACCAGGUGGAGGGGCAUUCUGUAGCAUGCAAUGGACACUGCAAGUUCAUGUUUUCGUCAAGAGCUUUUUUGAGCUUCAAGUUUGAUCACAAUGCCAUAAUGAAGAACUUUGAUCUUUGAGAGAGACAAGAGUGUUUAGGAAGCCCUAGGAUCAAAGAGAUCUGUUGCCAUUGAAUGCUUGUCUAAUUAAGCCUUACCUUUCUCAGGUGACCAAAAAAUACAGGGAGGCAAUGAUGUUCCUGAAGAGAUUAUUCUCUUUGCAGAAGAAUGCUGUAAAAAUAACUUGCAUUGUAAAUGCAGUAUGGCUUUUAUACAUAAACUUACCUUUUCAGUGUUCAGCUCACUAGCUCAGCAUUUUGCUUUUGAGGGCAUUCUUUCUUUGUGACUAAGGUGUUUUGUGUUCUGGGUUAAGAGAAAGUUUUAUGCUUAGGCAGAUGGCCGAAUUGGAAGGGAAUACCCCCCUUUUCUUUCUGGGGAGGGAUUACGAGAGAGUCAUAUAGACUCUGUCCAGUGAUUAAUGAUCUGUGAUCAAGAUUGGUAAAGUGAUACCAAAUUGAAGAUCUCAUCAUCUGCUUUAGGGAUAUUUCAUAAAACUUUUCUGCCUCCAAGGGCUUGGGCUAUUGAAAGUCUUAAAAAGGAUUUGUGUUGACACAUUAUUGGAGCUUGAUAUCUAUGCUCAUAAUGAACUCCUGGCUCCUUUUUCACAAAUCUUUAUAAUGCCAUAGUUUGCACUUCAAGAUUUUAUACUUAGAAAAUACUAGUUGCAAAGUUCAGUCCAGCUUUCUCUUUCCAUAAAGACAAAUAAUCUUUACAAAAGAGGAAUAGAAUUUAUGAAGAGUAGCAGAACUAAAGAUUUAACUUCUGUACUGCAUGUAGCUGAGCUUUUUGAGGCUUGUGGAGUGAAAGUUGAAGGUCUUGGCACAGGUGCUGCUUUUGUCUCAUCCUCAUCUUAAUUCUGACUUUUUACUCUAGUAUGUACUUUAGUUUUUUCUUUUAUAUGAUUUUUUUUUCUAAAAGAUAAUAUGUAUAUGUACAAAACCAAUAUUAUUGAAUUUUAUGUAAGGGUUACAUCUCAGGGUAGCUGUAUGGAAAUUGGCGUUCCAUUUUCUAAUGGUAGUAGUGUGAUCUAGAGUUACAAAAUUAGGCAUACUACAGCCCCUGAAUAAUAGAAUGAGAGGAG
Messenger RNA from Trichosurus vulpecula (common brushtail), 2569 nucleotides. It is a transcript of the gene DCP2, whose product is annotated as decapping mRNA 2. Gene Ontology annotation, cellular component: P-body; cytoplasm. Gene Ontology annotation, biological process: nuclear-transcribed mRNA catabolic process, nonsense-mediated decay; deadenylation-dependent decapping of nuclear-transcribed mRNA. The record is from RefSeq and is a predicted model, not a curated record. NCBI's taxonomy places the organism in Eukaryota, Metazoa, Chordata, Mammalia, Diprotodontia, Phalangeridae. Gene Ontology annotation, molecular function: 5'-(N(7)-methylguanosine 5'-triphospho)-[mRNA] hydrolase activity; manganese ion binding; RNA binding. The transcript is spliced from 11 exons. Bases 238 to 1509 code for a protein of 423 amino acids.